Molecule: messenger RNA, 6520 nt
Organism: Microtus ochrogaster (prairie vole)
Lineage: Eukaryota; Metazoa; Chordata; Mammalia; Rodentia; Cricetidae
Gene: Klf13
Product: KLF transcription factor 13
Biological process (GO): regulation of transcription by RNA polymerase II
Molecular function (GO): RNA polymerase II cis-regulatory region sequence-specific DNA binding; DNA-binding transcription factor activity, RNA polymerase II-specific
Source: RefSeq, a predicted model, not a curated record
GGUGGUCACGUAUGCCGCCGGCCACGCCCCUCCCAAGGCGCGGGCGCGCGACCGCACCGUCCCUCUGGUGCGCGCUCCAGGCUCCCCGCCCCCUUCGUGCGCGCUGCUCCCUGCGGCCGCUGCCGCCUGUAACCUGCGCCGCCAGGAUGUGGCUGGGGGCUGACGUCGGGUCCAGAUGUGGCCCCGGCCCCGCCCACCCCCGGGGCCGGUCCGCCCACACCGAGCCGCGGCGCGCACGGAGGCUGUCCCGCCUGCCACAAUGCACGGUGGAACUACGACCGCAACUUGCAGGGGUCGCGCCUAACAUCGCCGCUCGACAUCCAUGAGACAAGCCGGCCCUGACGCCGCACGCGGACCCUCUUCGUCGGAGCCCCCCAUGCGCUUACCCUCCAGUACCCGGCCAGGCGGACGCGGAGCCGCGCGGGUGACGGCAGAAGCGGCUGCGCGCCCAGCCUAGCCCAGCCCAGCCGGAGAAGAGGGCGCGCCGCGCCCCCGCCCCCCGCCGCUCUCCGGAGGCCGUGGGUGCGGAUGCGCCGCUGACGACUCCUGCGAGAGCACCGCGCGCCCGAGCCCACAGCAUGGCAGCCGCCGCCUAUGUGGAUCACUUUGCCGCCGAGUGCCUCGUGUCUAUGUCCAGCCGCGCAGUCGUGCACGAGCCGCGGGAAGGGCCUGAGCCCCGGCCCGAGGGCGCGGCCGCCGCCGCCCCCACACUGCCCCGCGUUGACGAGCGCUGCGACGGCAAGGACAGCGCCUCGCUUUUCGUGGUGGCGCGGAUCCUAGCGGACCUCAACCAGCAGGCACCGGCGCCCGCCCCCGCGGAACGCCGAGAAGGGGCCGCUGCGCGCAAGGCGAGGACCCCCUGCCGCCUGCCGCCCGCGCCCCCUGCGCCACCGCCCGCCCCAGAGCCCGCCUCCCCCGGACAAGCAGGCGCGCCGGCCGCGCCCCCCAGCCCCGCGUGGAGCGAGCCCGAGGCGGCUCUGGAGCCGGAGCCCGGCCCCGCGGGGAGCGGCGAGCCCGGCCUCAGACAAAGGGGUCGGCGGGGCCGGAGUCGCGCGGACCUCGAGUCCCCGCAGAGGAAGCACAAGUGCCACUACGCGGGCUGCGAGAAAGUUUACGGGAAAUCUUCGCACCUCAAGGCGCACCUGAGAACUCACACAGGUGAGAGGCCCUUCGCCUGCAGCUGGCAGGAGUGCAACAAGAAGUUCGCACGCUCGGACGAGCUGGCGCGGCACUACCGCACGCACACAGGCGAGAAGAAGUUCAGCUGCCCCAUCUGCGAGAAGCGCUUCAUGCGGAGCGACCACCUGACGAAACACGCGCGUCGCCAUGCCAACUUCCACCCGGGCAUGCUGCAGCGGCGCGGUGGGGGCUCGCGGACGGGCUCGCUCAGCGACUACAGCCGCUCCGAUGCCAGCAGCCCCACCAUCAGCCCGGCCAGCUCGCCCUGAGCACCCGCCGCGCCCAGACCGCGCCCCGCCCCGCCCCCUUGAUAAUAGGAAAGCUGAGUGAACUUGAGAAGUCCACAGCAAAACACUUUUCUUCACCUCAGGUGUCAAUUUUUAACAUAAAAAAAAUUGUUUUUUCAAAAAAAAUAUAUACACGACCCACAAAUUGCACAAUAGAGCUAUCCACGAAGUUGAGAUUCAGCGGUGUCGAAACCCCCCCUUUCUCAGGGAUGGACGCGGUCCACGAGGUCAGUGAGGGCACGCCUUUCUGCCGCCUUACUCUGUACAUAGAUUUGCACUCUGGAGUUUUCUGUGAGGUUGGGAAUCACACUGGGGCAGAACAGGCCAGCUGGGAGUAGAUGUGGCCACCGACAUUGUGGUUUUGCAGCAGGCCCUGAAAGGCCUGUGCCCGCUUCCUGCUACCACUCAGUGGCACCUCUGCCCCUUGGCCUGGCUUAGAGAACAGGUGGGUCUGAGGGACUGGCCACCUCACAGGGAUGCGGGAAGCCAUGACAGACCGUGGGAGCACUUGCCUGUGGAACCGUGGAGAAGGACAUCUGCCUUCUGAGGUGGUCCUGCCUGUCUACCUGCUUGGCUUUCUGCCUCCAGAAAUCCCCAGAAAAACGGAGGCCAGAUGCAAACCCUGCCUGGAUUGGCACAGUGUUGUUGCCAACAACCCAGGGAGGCGGCCUGGGCCCUGCCUGCCCUACAGAAGGCACCUGGGACCCUUCACCAUCACACCAUGUUCUCAGACUGGGAAAUAGUGCCCUGGGCAUGUUGUGCUGAAACUGCUUCCCCCAAAAUUGGUGUUGUUUCAUCCAGUUCCCCCAAGCUCCCAUGCCCUGGGCCACUGUGGCGGCGCCUCUGUUUGAAGCAGGACCAUCGUGCGGCCUCUGCCUCUCCAGUCUGUGUGUGGCUGGCUGUGCCUCUGGCAGCAGUCACACAUCCCACAGAGACUGCUGGUAGAACUCCUUGGAGCAGAGCAGCAGAUGCUACUGGGAUGAUGCUGGAGAAACAAGGAUUCUGCUUUUUUGGGAGGGGGGGGACACCAUAUGACAGUUGUGGGAAUCACCUUCUCAGAACCUUGAGUGCAGACUUAGCAAACACCCAGUUUCACCCCUGUUGUACUUCCCGCUUUCCCUCCUGUUUCUGCCUGCCCUGCCUCGGAGGACCCAAGCCACACCCAUCUGCAAGGCAGGGACAGGGAGGGGACUGCUGGGAAAACAGCUGGAGUAGAAGCCGGGCCUGACCUGUUUCUCCUGGAGUCCAGACCUGGGCUGCUGUGUUGGAUUCAGGUGCUGGGCCUCAUUGGCAAGACCGUGUCCUGGUUGCUCUUCUGCAGGUCCACGGAGGGUCCAUCUACUCCCAUCCUGCAGAGGCCCAGGCGUUUCUUCCCCUUCACCCGAGAACUGGGGCCUAAGAACAUAAGGUCCCAGGUCUGAUCGGAUAUAUAUGUGUAUGUGUGUGCGUGUGUGUGCGUGUGCGCGCGCGUAUGUAUUGAUUGGGUGGGUUUGGGAUGGAUUUGGGGUGUCUUACAGAGACCUCUCUUCAUUUUGAUAUGGAGGAUCAGCCCUUGUGACUCAGAGGGCCGUAGAUGGGCUUCCUGGGCCCAGAGUGCCUUGGUUGUGGUCAUUCUGCCUCCACCCCAGCCAGCCCUUACACAAGUGUAGGGGGGCGGCAGCACAGGAAAAACCCAGAGACCAUGCCCAGCCCAGUCUGCAGUUUCUGACUGUUGUCAUGUGGCUGCCAUGUAGACCUGGGGCACCGCUUUCUGACUACCUGUGUCAGCUUUGAGAGGCUAAUGGCAUAUGGUGGCUUCUGGUGGCACAGUAGGUGCUGAGUUGGGCUGUGGCAUUGUUGCUGCCAACAUGGUGGGUUGGGGGAUGGUCCCUGUCCUGGUCCAGAGCAAAGCUGGCGAUAGCUCUGCUUGCAUUUCAUCUGGGGAGGAGACUGGAGUAAGCAGCGGCUGGGACCUUGACUGAAGGGAACCCUGGGUGCUUGGGGUGUGGCGAUCUUCCGCGCUGAGUUCCAAAGUGUAGCCCCUCCCAAAGUCAUUUGUGUGAGGCGGAGAAAGCCACACUCUGAACACAUUUCACGUCUCAGGAAUUCACAUUCCAGAUUCAGGAAUUUUAUUCCAAAGUCCUUUGGUGCACCUACAUCUAUGGUUCUGAAGACAGAGAGAUGCAGUAGUGUUGCCCCCAAGGCCUCUUCUUGGGAAGAGCCAGCUGCCUCCGUGUGCUCUGCCUGCACAGUCACAGAAGGGGGCUUUCUAACUCAGCCACUGUCUGCACUUAGGAAGGGUAAAAAAGGACUCUAAGCCCCAUCAUCUUGGAAUAAAAGAAAGAGCUGGUUUGUUGUAGAGUGGGUUGGGGGGUGGGGGAGGGAAAGCGGGCGUAGGCUGUUUCCAAAGAGCACUUAAUUUAAUUUUUCCUCUGAAUGACCCAGGGCUGUUCCAUCUGAUGGAUGGAAGGGUAACGUUGCCUUAAAACAGAAAUAUGCAGGCGUUGGCUAUUUUUGGCAAAUGAACGUGUCUUCAUUCCCAAAGUGGUUCUCCUUUAAUGGCAGGGUGUGGUCCUUCAGCAUGGGGCCAAGACAACCCUCCUGGACCCCCCCUAUAUCAUCUGGGGCUUCGGUUCAUCUCAUCAGCGGAUGGGAUGAGGGGAGGAACAUGAUUCGACUCAUUUCCAGUGGGUUCUCAUUAGGUCCCCAUCUCGUCAUAAACAAGGGAUUCCUUCUAAGGUACAGCAGAGUCUUCCCAGCCUGGGUCUGGUGCGGGGGCUUUGAGUUUUUGCGGUUAUGGCCAUACUUUCUGGUUUCAGUUUGACUGAGAAACCUAUAGGGUGCCCAGAAAUAAUACUGAAAAGUCAAAUCCUUUUUUUUUUUAGGGACAGGAGGCAGAGAUCCCACAAUGAAAGUGCCUGAGUGAAGGAAGGGAGAGUUCCCUGUAGCAGUGUCUAAAAGGAAUUCUGGACUUCAGCCAUCAGGGGGCUGGAGUUUAGCUCAUGUCCCUCUUUGCAUCAGCCAUAUUAGGGGGUCACUGUCUGUUCCCCAAAUGCCUACUGAAUCCUACAGCCAUACAGAAAACAGCCCUUUUUCAAAGAGGGCCCUAGGUUCUCUCUUGAUGGGUGCUAUGUAGGGAUGGACAGUGAUGCCCCUGAUGGGAGUGUGGCCCUACUUGUAUCCCGCCAUGCCCCCUACCCACAGGACCUGAGGUGCAAAGUCCCCACUUCCAGCCCAUCCCAUCUCAACUUGGUUCUGAGGCCAGCACUGGGACAGACACAGGAUUCACCAGCGUGCGGCCUCCCCGGGUGCAAAAACACGCACCCUGGUGUCCCUGGUGAAGGGUGUUUAGAUGUGGGGAAGAGGGAAGAUGACAUUCUGUGGCUCCCAGAGAAAUGUGGCAGAACAGACGGGGUUACCUUUCAAGACUUCCUGUCCAGGAGGCUGGCCCUUUUCUAGCCAGAAGCAGGUGCUACGACACGCACAAGGUCACAGCAUUUCCUAGAGCUUCAUCUGGGGUCUCCACGAAGCAGGGGCACCUUCCACGUAAGACAAAUCUGAGCAAUAGCUUGGCCUCGUUUCUCACUCCUGGUUGUGGCUUUGUUUACAAGGCUAUCUAGUUUGACUUCUGACAGGUGUUACUGGUUGCUGCCCCCUCCCCCCAACACACACACACACACACACACACUUUACAAAAGGCUGUUCGGUCAGAGACAGUGCUGAAAGGUUUAUGUAUAGCCAUGUUGCGAUCAGUAAGAAAUGCUUGAUAGGUCACCCACAUCUUUUUUUGCUGUCCAAAGUUUCUUAUGUGAGUCCUGGUGGCCAUGACUUUCAAAGCUGAAAUCCAGAUGUGGACUCACUGUUUUGAAAUCAGGAUGGCACUAGGAAGAGCCAGGUCCUCUGACUAAUUUUCCUGAUUCUGAGUCUUUGAAGGUUUGUCCUGGACACAUUCCAGAGAAUUUUGUACCCAAACAUGGAUGCUCAAUCCAGCUAACUACUGAUACGGGCCUGAGCACUGCUGAGGGAGAGGCCCUUCCUCUGGCUGACCAACUGACCUCCAGUGAAAGGAGCAGAACUGGCCUGGAGGCCCCAGUCCACCAGGGAAAGGAGGCUUGCUUGGUUUCUGUUGACCCCGCCCCCUCCCUCCACCCCUCACCCCCACAGGGUUAGUGGAUUUGUCCUGGAACUCUAGCCCAGCCCAGCUCCCCUACCCCCAUCCCCCCAAUCUCACACAGCUUUAAAACUUCACUACUUUGUUUAGAAACAAACAGGAUGGCAAAGAAGACACCUCCCCCACAUCCCUGGGACUGGGCAGGAAACGUAGGUCAGGCGUGGGGGCGGGGUUCUCCCUGCUGUUUCCCUAGAGCUCCUGCGGGGGCUGCCCCCGUCUGCAUUAACAGGGUCAGCUUGUGAGCUGGUCACCUGUGGGCCAGGCUGCCCUAGUCAGAACUGAGAGCCUAGACUUCAGAGUAGCCCUUCCCCAGGAGCAGCUGGGGCCACUUCUCAGACGCUGCCUGAUCAUCUCUCCAGUGGCAGACCUGAAUUUAGGAGGACUACCCUGGUAUGUGAGUGGAUGGACCUCUCUGUUCUCCCUUGCAUACUGGAGAGGCCCCGGGUGCCUGGUGCGUUGUGACGUCAGAGCUCCUAUCCUCCUUAGUGACUGGAAAUCUCUGUUGCGGUUUUGUUGGCUAGGCCCAGGUGACUGUUUUUCAUAAAAAGCCAUCAGUGGAACUUCUGUGGGAUCCUUUGCCAAAACCCCAAGGCAAAAUCUGAGGGUCCAAGGCCAUUUCCAUCAAGUUCCAGAUUUUCUUUUCUAUAGGAACUUCUUUUUUUUCUUUUUUUUUUUUUAAGACUACCCUAGCUCCCAACAUGCUUCCAAAGGCCAUGUUCCGUCUUUCCUGGAUCACUACAGUGAAGUAUUACAGUUGUAUAGUUCCCAAUCUGGCCUUGGCUUGCUCGGAUAAAACUUUGUUAUGUAUUUUGUAAGGCAUAGAUUCUAUAUUGUAAUGUCCUAUGCAAAAGAAAAAAAUUAAUGAAAUUGUAAAUUUUAUUGUUUUAACAUGUAUGCAUGUUUA